AAAUGGCUUCAGAUAUCCCUGGAUCGGUGACGUUGCCCGUGGCCCCCAUGGCGGCCAGCGGCCAGGUGAGGAUGGCAGGGGCCCUUCCUGCCCGCGGAGGAAAGCGGCGUUCCGGAAUGGACUUCGAUGACGAAGAUGGCGAAGGGCCCAGCAAAUUCUCUAGAGAGAACCACAGUGAGAUCGAGCGGCGCAGGCGGAACAAGAUGACGCAGUACAUCACCGAGCUCUCGGACAUGGUGCCCACAUGCAGCGCGCUGGCCCGGAAGCCAGACAAGCUCACCAUCCUGCGCAUGGCUGUGUCGCACAUGAAGUCCAUGCGGGGCACGGGGAACAAGUCCACCGACGGCGCGUACAAGCCCUCCUUCCUCACCGAGCAGGAACUGAAGCAUCUCAUCCUUGAGGCAGCUGAUGGAUUUCUGUUUGUAGUGGCAGCUGAGACAGGGCGAGUGAUUUAUGUGUCUGACUCAGUCACCCCUGUUCUGAACCAGCCCCAGUCAGAGUGGUUUGGGAGCACCCUCUAUGAACAGGUACACCCCGAUGAUGUGGAGAAGCUGAGAGAGCAGCUGUGUACUUCAGAAAACUCAAUGACAGGCCGCAUCUUGGACCUGAAGACGGGGACGGUGAAGAAGGAGGGCCAGCAGUCGUCCAUGCGGAUGUGCAUGGGCUCGCGGCGCUCUUUCAUCUGCAGGAUGAGGUGUGGCAACGCUCCUCUGGACCACCUUCCUCUGAACAGGAUAACCACCAUGAGGAAACGGUUCAGGAACGGCCUUGGCCCCGUGAAGGACGGAGAAGCUCAGUACGCUGUGGUCCACUGCACAGGGUACAUCAAGGCCUGGCCGCCCGCGGGAAUGACCAUACCUGAGGAAGAUGCUGAAGUGGGACAAGGCAGUAAAUACUGCCUCGUGGCCAUCGGGAGACUCCAGGUGACCAGCUCUCCCGUGUGCAUGGACAUGAACGGGAUGUCGGUGCCCACGGAGUUCUUAUCCCGCCAUAACUCCGACGGAAUCAUCACGUUUGUGGAUCCAAGAUGCAUCAGCGUGAUCGGCUACCAGCCCCAGGACCUUCUGGGAAAGGACAUUUUGGAAUUCUGCCACCCCGAGGAUCAGAGCCACCUGCGAGAGAGCUUCCAGCAGGUGGUCAAGCUGAAAGGCCAAGUGCUGUCCGUCAUGUACCGGUUCCGCACCAAGAACCGGGAGUGGAUGCUCAUCCGCACCAGCAGCUUCACCUUCCAGAACCCCUACUCCGACGAGAUCGAGUACAUCAUCUGCACCAACACCAAUGUCAAGCAGCUUCAGCAGCAGCAGGCCGAACUGGAAGUGCACCAGAGAGAUGGAUUGUCGUCGUAUGAUUUAUCUCAGGUCCCGGUCCCCAACCUACCAGCCGGUGUCCACGAGGCCGGGAAGUCUGUGGAGAAAGCAGAUGCAAUCUUCUCCCAGGAGCGAGACCCCCGGUUUGCAGAGAUGUUUGCAGGCAUCAGUGCAUCGGAGAAGAAGAUGAUGAGCUCGGCCUCCGCGGCGGGAAGCCAGCAGAUCUACUCCCAAGGAAGCCCGUUCCCUCCCGGACACUCGGGGAAGGCCUUCAGCUCUUCCGUGGUCCACGUGCCGGGCGUGAACGAUAUUCAGUCCUCCUCCUCAACGGGCCAGAGCAUGUCCCAGAUCUCCCGGCAGCUAAACCAGGGCCAGGUGGCAUGGACAGGAAGCCGGCCGCCCUUCCCGGGACAGUCCAGCAAGGCGCAGUCGUCUCCCUUUGGGAUGGGGACAAGCCACACCUACCCGGCAGACCCCUCCUCCUACAGCCCUCUCUCCAGCCCAGCGACCUCCUCGCCAAGCGGAAACGCCUACUCCAGUCUGGCCAACAGGACUCCGGGCUUCGCUGAAAGUGGACAGAGCAGCGGGCAGUUCCAGGGGCGGCCCUCGGAGGUCUGGUCGCAGUGGCAGAGCCAGCACCAUGGCCAGCAGAGCGGUGAGCAGCACUCCCACCAGCAGCCCGGUCAGACUGAAGUGUUCCAGGACAUGCAGCCCAUGCCAGGAGACCCCACCCAGGGGACUGGCAACUAUAACAUCGAAGACUUUGCCGACCUGGGCAUGUUCCCGCCGUUUUCUGAGUAGCCGUGGGCGGAGUGAGGCUCCUGCCGUCCAGUGCCACUCCUGCUGUUCACACCCGUGUGAGCGGGGCCGCCCUGGCCCUGCUUGCCCUGCGUGGGACCCCCCCGCCGGAAGCCAUCUCACCUCCGCGCCCCCCCGACAGCGCUGCUCAGCCCUCUCCCGCAGCCGCCCUGGUAGACGUUUGAGGACCCCUUGUCUGUCUUGUGUUUUGUCUGCGUGUGCCCAGGAGGGGGCCCCGUUGGGUCCUUACAUCCGGUGUGAAUAAUCAAAUAGACAGUGGACACCCGCCCACGAGACGGGCAGCCGA
Messenger RNA from Tupaia belangeri chinensis (Chinese tree shrew), 2412 nucleotides. It is a transcript of the gene ARNT2, whose product is annotated as aryl hydrocarbon receptor nuclear translocator 2. NCBI's taxonomy places the organism in Eukaryota, Metazoa, Chordata, Mammalia, Scandentia, Tupaiidae. Gene Ontology annotation, biological process: regulation of DNA-templated transcription. Gene Ontology annotation, molecular function: protein dimerization activity; DNA-binding transcription factor activity. The record is from RefSeq and is a predicted model, not a curated record. Gene Ontology annotation, cellular component: cytoplasm; nucleus; transcription regulator complex.